Messenger RNA from Macadamia integrifolia, 1538 nucleotides. RefSeq names its product SAGA-associated factor 29 homolog A-like. Gene Ontology annotation, cellular component: SAGA complex. The transcript has 9 exons. Lineage: Eukaryota; Viridiplantae; Streptophyta; Magnoliopsida; Proteales; Proteaceae. Bases 313 to 1119 code for a protein of 268 amino acids. The record is from RefSeq and is a predicted model, not a curated record.
CGGCCCAUGCUGAACCGGUUGGUCCUACUGGUUUGACUUCUUGAUCUACUUCAUCCCCGACGAUCUUGCUAUUGUGCCAUGUGGAACCAAGGGACCUAUCUGAUCUGGCUUUUUUCCUUCCAUGAGUUCCAUUCCUCUUUCCAGAUUUGAGUCUCCCACCUCUACCUCGCCCACGUUUCUCAUAUCUUAUGAUCCGUUAGAGAGAGAAACAAAGAGAGCUUUUUCUAUUAUGUUAAUGGCGAUUCUGUAACGGUCGAAACGAAUGAAUAAAAAGAGAAGUUUCAGGCUAUGAAGAUUUUUUAGUGAAUAAGUAUGUCAAAUAAGGUAGAUAAUUCCAACGUUCUGGAGCUUUCAAAGGAGCAUGAUAAAUUGAGGAAAGAGCUGGACGAUUGCCUUAUCAAGAUCAAUAAACUCCAUAAGAAGCUUCAAUCUUCUCCUGAGGUGGUUGAGAAGUCAGGUGAUGAUCUGUUGGGGAAGCUUCGAGAAUUGUAUCACAAGGCCAAAGAACUUACAGAGAAUGAAGUGAAUGUGUUGAUGACAUUGAACAAUGAAGUUGAUUCUUUUCUCCUACAGUCUGUGCAUUGCAGAAAAGAUGGCAGUGAACAGAAAAAGAAACGAAUGAAAGCUGAUUUCGAUAUUUCUAGGCUCUCUCCUGCUGGAUCCAUGGGUAAUCAACUUGAGCUUGCUGCUAGUCUCAAGGAUGAACAGGUAGCAGCUAGGAUCACACCUGAUGGAGCUGAGGAAGACGAGUGGAUUGUUGUAAAAGUAAUUCAUUUUGACAGAGAAGCAAAGGAAUUUGAGGUGCUUGACGAGGAGCCUGGUGAUGAUGGAGAAGGUGGAGGCCAGAGAAAGUACAAGCUUCAUAUGUCACACAUUAUUUCUUUUCCAAAGCAAAAUGAUCCUUCCAGUGCUCUAGAUUUCCCUACUGGAAGACAUGUUUUGGCAGUCUAUCCUGGGACCACUGCAUUGUAUAAAGCAACUGUAGUCAACAACCAUCGCAAGAAGAAAACUGAUGAUUACUCGCUGGAGUUUGACGAUGAUGAAGAAGAUGGAUAUUUACCACAGAGGACAGUACCCUUCCACAAGGUUGUCCCUCUACCUGAGGGACAUCGCCAGUGACAUUCAAUGUCUAUUAUAUGUGUGCUACUUAUUUUUACUGGUCUUUUAUACUUAGUUGUGUUAUAGCAGUUCAAUUUAUCAGACCCAUUUCUCAAAUUUACUUCCUUUAUCAGCAUUUGCAAGAGAAUAGAGGCACCGUGAGAGUGAAUCUACGCAAUCUAAAGCAAGGCCUUUGAUGAUGAAAGUGAAAAUGGGGGAAAUCAAACUAGGGUUUUUGAGGUGAUUGAAGUAAGAGGAAGUUAAUUGGGACAUGGUUGAAAUCAAAGGUUUCAAGAGAGAGGGGGAGGGGAGGGGAGGGGAGGGGGGACAAUGAUUUUACAAGAAUUAUCCCUCUACUCCAACGUAGCAAAAGUAUUUACGAGGGUAAAAAAGUCAUAGAGAAGUGAAAUGCUUCACAAGGUUGUAGUAACGGCUCGAUG